Molecule: messenger RNA, 1823 nt
Organism: Owenia fusiformis
Lineage: Eukaryota; Metazoa; Annelida; Polychaeta; Sabellida; Oweniidae
Source: the annotation of a GenBank genome assembly
CUAAUGUUGACUGGAACUCUCAAGCCCAGAAUACACUUAAAGAAAGGUUAGGAAGACCACAGAACACAAAUGUUGCAAAAAAUAUUAUAUUCUUCUUGGGUGAUGGUAUGGGUGUUUCUACGGUAACAGGAAUCAGAAUCUAUAAGGGACAGAAGGCCGGUAACCCUGGAGAGGAAACUAUACUCAAUAUGGAUAAAUUACCAUAUACUGGACUUGCAAAGACCUACAACACAGACAGACAAGUCCCAGACUCUGCUGCCACAGCCACAGCCUUCCUCAGUGGGGUAAAGGCCAACUAUGGGACAGUAGGGGUAGACCAGACACUCCCUAGGUUCCAGUGUGAAGGACUUGAACAGGCAAAGGUUCCAUCCAUUUUUAAAUGGUCCCAAGAUGAAGGUAAAAACACUGGACUUGUGACAUCCACUCGUAUCACACAUGCUACCCCAUCAGUUGCCUAUGCCCAUGCAGGAGAUCGCUACUGGGAAAAUGAUAAAGCAGCAACAGGAUCCUGUCCUGACAUUGCGAGACAAUUGAUUGAAAAUGAAGUUGGGAAAAACUUGAAGGUUGUUUUGGGAGGGGGCAGAUCUUACUUCACACCUAAGACACUUGUAGACCCUGAAGUAAAUACAACAUUUGGAAGAAGAAGUGAUGGAAGGAACCUUAUUGAGGAAUGGAAGCAAGUCCAACAAAAUAUGAGUCGAAGGGCAGAGUAUGUGUGGAACAAAGAGCAGUUUGAAGCAGUAAAUCCACAGAAUGUUGAUUACUUAUUAGGAAUGUUUGCUCCUGUCCAUCUUGACUUUGAACUGGAUCGAGAGGAGACAAUGUCGCAACCAUCUCUCAAAGACCUCACUGCUAAAGCUUUGGACAUAUUGAAGAAAGAUAACAAAGGCUACUUCUUAAUGGUAGAAGGUGGGAGAAUAGACCAUGCUCAUCAUGACGGAAAUGCAAAGCGCUCUUUGGCUGAUGGAGCCAUCUUUGAUGAAGCAAUUGGUUAUGCAAUUGACAAUACUGACCAAUCUGACACUCUCAUCAUAGUCACUGCUGAUCACUCACAUACAUUCACCAUUGGGGGUUACCCAUCCAGAGGAAAUGAUUUAUUUGGUUUCAAUGACUACUAUCAUCCAGACAGCAAUGCUACAGAUAAUAUGCCAUACACCACCCUGGCUUAUGCAAAUGGACCUGGAUAUGUCCUGAAUCAAACAACUGGUAUGAGGCAAGACCUCACCAAUGUUGACACAUCUAACAAAGAAUUCCUCCAACAAACUGCUGUGCCCACUAAUUCAGAGUCCCAUGGGGGAGAGGAUGUUGCAGUAAUGGCCCAUGGUCCUAUGUCCCAUCUAUUCACUGGUGUUUAUGAACAGAACUAUAUAGCACAUACUAUGGCGUAUGCCUCGUGCGUAGGAGCAAAUAAGGAACACUGUAAUAGUGUACCCACAACAGAAGCCCCUUGUAAGCCUACAGGGGCAGGACAUUCCAUUAAGCCAUCGUUAAUGACAGUGCUUUCAUGCAUUCUUUCAAUUUCAUUAUCCCAGGGAACGAAGUUCAAGGGGAUAUAGAGAAGCUGUCUGUUCUUCCGCUCGUCCGUUGGUUUGUUCCUUCAUCCAGGCCAUAACUCAAAUACUGAUUUAAAUUUUAUAGGUUUAUGCCUUAUAGGUGUAGGAUAUGUGCUCGAGAAGGAAUUCUCAAUAUGACCGAUCAAUUUAAAGUGGCCACCAUUUUUCGUACAAAACGUAAUCUUUGAAAAUUCAAAUACUAGAUGACUAAUUUGGUUCAAAUUUUAAAUGCUGAUUUGUUAACUCAAAUACCAGUGGAGGGAUUAGGUU